This is a messenger RNA of Magallana angulata, 3730 nucleotides long. RefSeq lists its product as uncharacterized. The record is from RefSeq and is a predicted model, not a curated record. NCBI's taxonomy places the organism in Eukaryota, Metazoa, Mollusca, Bivalvia, Ostreida, Ostreidae. The transcript is spliced from 12 exons. The coding region runs from base 408 to 2546 and encodes 712 amino acids. Gene Ontology annotation, molecular function: protein binding.
UUAACACCUCGUUCUUGGCAAAUCAAAUGAAAGGUCAGAUAAAUCAAUGGAUUGUGUACAGAUAGACAGGCAGUCAAUCAGGCAGCGAGCGCUAGUAGAGUGUGCGGGGAAAUCGUUCCAGGUAUUACCGCAACUUACAGGCAGACGUAGUGUUUGACAGUCGAGCGAGAACGACGGAACAACGGCAGUACUGUUACAUCGGAGACUGGUCGAUAUUGGCUACAAUCGGCCUCAGCUGUAUCUACCAACAAGCUAAUGUAAACAACGUACACACAUCUACCCGAGCGACAAAAUGACGAAAUUGUUCUAGUUGGCUGAAAACAAAAGUGUGACGAUCAAUUUUCCAGGUUCAGAGGAAUAGACAGUAAAGUUUGGCCUACAUUUAGAUCGGUAUUAAUAUUGUCAGGAUGAAUCUUCGAAAAACGAAGUUAUUCAAGACAAUAAACACAGGUAACCCCAAACAGGUGAUGGGGGCUCUGUGGGAAUACCUGAAGACAGGUAAAGAUGUGAACCUGAGGGAUGAGGAGACUGGAGGGAACCUUCUUCACCUGUUAGUGGACCACGGCGAGAAUUUCGCGGACCCCGAGACGGUCCAGGCCAUUUAUAUGCUGGUGUGUAAGGAUAUCGAAAUUGACGCCCAAGACAAGGACGGGGAAACGGGUCUCCAUAAAGUGAUGAGGAAACCGGGGACCUACCGCAUCAUGAUGGCCCUGAUCAGAUGCGGUGCCGACACCAGGAUUGUUAACAAUGACGGCAAAACGGCAGAAGAUAUCCUUAUAACGGAGAAACCCGAGGGCUGGGAGGAGAUGUACCACUGGUAUAAAAAGUUUAAGCCAGGUUUAUGGGCUGCACUGAGUGAAGAAAAUCCAGACCGGAAGGUGGUACAGCGCCUGCUCAGACAGUGGUGUCGCCUGACGUGCGUCAAAAAUGGAAAAGUUGUCAACAUCAAAUCCCUCGUAAAGGACGAUAUACACAAAGUGGACUUACUGCGCAUGAUCGAAGAAUUUGAAAAUCAGAACGAGAUGUGUCUAGCUCUAAAUGCUGGAUUUGGAUUCAUUGUAAAAAGUUGGGUGAAGCAAGGAAUCGAACUCUUGAAGGAUGUCGAUUCGAACGCGAUGGACUACUCUUACCAGCACAAAUACCCAGAAUUCCCGGAAGUGCCUCGCCCUAUCCUGGCGGCGGCGUGGGAGUCCAACAAUUAUGACGCGGUGGACGUCCUCCUGGAGAUGGAGCCCGACACCCGCGUCCUGUGGACGGACGACGCCGAGUCAAAGAACCCGCCCAAACCACUGUUUUUCCAAAUUAUCUGCGGUGUGACGGCGCCUCGGGAUGAGAAGAUAGUCCACCGAGUCCUGAAGGGGGCGGACUUGACCGCACGGGACCGGGAAGGCCACACCAUCCUCCACAAGAUCGUCCUGCACGAUCGGCCAGAGAACGCUGCAGAAAACACGCUCCGAGUCGCCAUGUCUUACGGUGCCGACCUAUCAGCACGUGACUGUAAUGGCCGCACACCACGUGACCUCGCGAAGAAACUUCAGAAGGAACAUUAUUGCAAGUGCAUUGAUGAGUACAUAAUCAAACUAGUCAAGGACCGUAAAUUUGAGGACAUUGAGAAGCUUAUAUUACACAACUACGACCAUCUGUUAGACAUCACGGAUAGUGGGAAUCGGACCCUAGUGGACAUAGCCAAGAAAUACGGCACCCGUCAGAUCCACGAGGUGGUCAAACUAACGGCGGCCAUUCAGGCGUACGUGAAGAGGGUGUUCCAGGCAGUGGAUGAUGGGUCCCUAGAGGAUCUGAAGAAGCUGCUCAGUUGUAAGCGGUACGCAAACGUGAGGGACAGGUGCGGCCGCAGCCUGCUACACCGGGCCAUUCUCAAAAAACACAAGCCACUUAUCAGCUUCCUCCUGGAUGAGUGCGCAGGUCACGUAACUUUGGGAGACACGUUGGACCGAACACCUCUACACUACGGAUACCUGUUUAUUCCGGAAGAGAAAGCCAUCAUCAAAAAGAUGAUUGACAAAGGGGCUCUAGUCAAGAGAAGAGACGCUUUCGGGAGGCUGGCGGAGGAUCUGACCGUUGAGAAGUGUGGCAGUCAGGAACACAGAAAGGUCCAGAAAGAAAUCGAAGAUUUUGAUCUCAACAUUUACCUGUGUGACAGCGAUUUUGAACAAACAUUUAAAAAGGCAAUACAAGACGGGGACGUGGAGACCGUCAAGAGUCUUACAUCCGGGCUCCAGGCGUUCGGUGACGUGUCUCGGUACAGCUCCACCCUGUUUGACUGUGUGGACCACAAACAGACAGAGAUCGCCAAGUACCUCAUCACCAACGGCUUCAAAACGGACAUUUAUAAGCAGUACCAAAAAUGUGAUCCUAGCGACCCCAUGUGCGCGAUGAUGGAAUGUGGGCAUUCUAUGACGUCACUGAAGGAACGGGCAAUGGACAAGAAGUGUGACGAAAUUGUCAAACUGAUUGAACAAGUUUCCCUUGGAAAGAUUAAGGUCCAGAAUACACAACAGAACGGUUUAUCGAUGUAUGGUGUCUAACUUCUCGCCAGCCCGUUCGAAGUACGAUACGCAAACUCUCCUUUGUACAUAUCCAUUCUAUUCAAUCCACCGCAUUCUCCAUAUAGCAUUUUCCGCCCUAACAUUAUAACAUACAACAUAUAUAGAAAGCGUUGCCAAAGCGACCGACAUCUGUCGACUCGUCAUUUCCGGCGAUCACGUGGGUUCUCCAGCUAGCACCUGUUUUGUAGACGUCCGUUUCUGGUCCCUUUCCGCCUUUGACUUUAGUUUAUGUUAUUGCAGGGUAAAAGUAGUCCACGGCGUGUUCAUAACACAGAUCAGUCUGACACGUGAUUGUUUCUAUUCUUAUAAACAAUAAAAUGCCGAUAAAUAUGUGCCAGAAAAUUUGUUCAUUUAUGCAGCAUCAAAGGGAGAUAAGUAGAAAAAUAACUUGGAAUUUCAAAAUAACAUGAUGGAAAAGAUGUUAUUUCACUUGGUCACGUCGCCUAGUGUUCAUAUGCACGAGAAUUGUUAUUUCUGUAGUACUUUAUUAAGUUUGUUUAAUGAGCGAUGUCCACAAUGAAUUUGAUGUAGUUUUAUUAUUACUUUUAUUUGCAUGAUUCUAUUUUAUGGACAGCGUCUUGUGAAUUAUAAUUUUUUAUUGUGUCGCAUCAGUAAUAAAAAAUGAAAACACUAAGAUUUACUAUCUAGUUGUAGUAAUUAUGAUUGAAAAAAGUUUUUUCUAUGUAAAGAAUUCUUACAAGAGUUUUGUAAUUUCUCUGACUAAAUGUAAAACAAGUUAAAAGCAAUGCUUUAAACAGUGGAGCUGGAUCUGUUGAACAGGUGGCGGCAGUGUGUGUAGUUUUAGUUUCGGUUUAUGUCUACUUUCAUUUUGGCGGACGUUACGUGUACAGUAGACCUCAGCAUUUGAUUUGACGCGACAUUAAGUUUAAUUAUUUGUUACUUUUGUUUUGAUUAUGUCGUUACUUAUUGUUCACAUUCCAAAGACGUAUUGUGUAUAUCUAUCUGCUGUUCUAUGUAUAUUGAUAUUUUUAAAAGAUUUAUGUUUAUAGGCAAAAACAGUUAAGUGUAUUUAUCAUCAUUUUAAUCAUAAAAGAUGUGUUUUUUGCAAUUUGUGCUGUAUAAUGCAUUAGAUAAAAUUUUGCCCAUUUGUCAAAAUGACGUAUUGGUAUGUUGUAUUGUUUAGUAAUAAAUAUUGCAGACUA